UUUGCGUUUUUCAAAAUUCUUCGUAACGUUCCGCUCCGCUCCCCCUCCCCCGUCUUCGCAUUUUGUUGCUGCCCGUCGACGACCCAAGGCGGCGAGAGCAGAAGAAGAAGGGGAAGAACAAGUGAGAUUUUAAUCCGUGUCGAGUUCAUGGAGGUCGUGUCGGAGGAUGGCGACAGCGUCCGGAUUGAUUGGGAUUCGUCGACCGUGAUCGGCAGACGGCUAGGGUUAGGGUUACGGCGGUCCUCAUCCGCCGACCGCACCGUCUCCCGCCGCCACCUCUCCUUGCGACUCGCCGGAUAUGACCGCGAGGUCGGUGGUUCUGUUGAUGGAGGGAGGGUCUUCUUUGAGGUAAUUGGGAGGAAUCCUGUCUUGGUCUGCAGCGGCGGAGGCGGAGAGACGACGAGGGUGUACCGGAAUUCGGAGAAGGGUGAGCUCCGAUCCGGUGAUCGAUUCUCUCUAUCCCUCACAAAUCCCUCAUUUUGGGUGCUCAAGAGGCGUGAAGAAGGGGAGGAAGCGGUGGAUCAGAGGGUCUUGGAUGCGGUGGAGAGGAGGGAGAGGAGGACCUCGGAGAGGAAGGCAAAAGUUGAGGCCAGAGGAAGUGAAGGAAAUGACGAAGCGGUUGGCGGGGAGCUGGAGUUAGAGUUGGGUGCAUUGGAUGUCUCCCAAAUCGAUCCUAUCAAAGAGUUUGGAUUCUUGGUAGAAGGCCAUGAGUUUGAUCAUUAUCCGAGGCACAAGAUCCGUCCGGCUAAGGAGUGGAAUUGGCUCCUCGAGGAGCAAGGAGGGAAUAGUGAUGACGACGACAGGCUGACUGAUCAAGGAUCUAGUCCGAAGAGGAACAAGGGUGGAAAGAAGAACAGAAGAGGUGGAGAUUAUGAGGAUGAGGAAUGGACAGGUGAGAUCGAAGAAGAGAAUGAUACUGUUGGAAUUGGAAAUGCCAGGAGAUCCAGGCACUCUACUAGAUCUAAAGACCCAAAAAGGCCACGCAACGAUGAUUUAGCUGGUACAAAGAAACCUGUGAAAGGCAGAGAUGUUAAUUGUCGCAAGGAUGAAGACGACGACGAAGAAGAUGAUACUUUAGGAGGUUUCAUAGUCAACGACGGUGAUGACGAUGAAGCAUAUGAAGAAGAAUCGGAGGAAGAGGAAGAAUUCGACGACGUAGACGAAGACGCUGAUGAGUGACUGUAACAAGAAGGAACCAGUUUGUGUUGGUUCAUGGAAGUUCAUUCCGCACUACAAAAAGGUAAGUUGAAUUCCCUUUGUAUCUCAUGACAUGCAUAUAUGUACUGUAGCUGAGUGAUAGCACAUCUCUGAAUCUUUUCUCUUUUCUGUAUACUAACCAGAAAGAUCUAGAAUUGUUUACAAUGUUGUAGGCCAAUCUUAGUGGUUUCAAGACUUGUUUUGUCAAAAACAUGGUAAAAUAUCAUAUAUUUCUUCACCAGUGAACCAUUUCUUGUUUGUAAGACAACUUGUUAGUUUACUACCAAGUCCCUGCCUUAUGUAGCCUUGCCUUUGUUUCUUAGUCUAAUGUAACGAUUUGGUGACAACAUGUUUAGCCAUUGUCUUUCUAAAUGGUUCUUAAAGAAAUAAUAUAAUCUUGUAAUGUUGUGGAACUUUGCUUAAUGCCUUCGAUCCUACGGCAACUUCAUGAACGGAAAUUUAGUUCCGAUGGGUUACGACUCCGUCGUGUAACGUUUGAAGAGAGAGAACUGAAACCAUUAUACGAGUCUACCAUCGGUCAAGCCACGUACGGGUAUUAAAGCGGAAGUAAGGAAAUGCUCUUCUAGAUCAUGAUUUGGCCCCCACGGCCACCGCUGUACAUCAACGUGCCGUGUUGCUCAAGUCCUUGUCGUCCGUGAAGGGAUACAGCUGAUGGGAUUGGACCCCUCUGAUUGACUCGACUUUGCCAAGGACGGAUGCGGAGGCCGCGGUUCACCUGAAUCGGACCAAGUCGUCGCGAAGCAAUCUCGCCUGUUUGACCAACUCGUAGGCCACAUAGUAGUUGUCUUCGCCACUCAAACCCAAUCGACUCGCGGUCUCAAGUGCCGCAUCCCCGACGAACAAGAAAGCGACGAUGGA
Molecule: messenger RNA, 2076 nt
Organism: Musa acuminata subsp. malaccensis (wild Malaysian banana)
Lineage: Eukaryota; Viridiplantae; Streptophyta; Magnoliopsida; Zingiberales; Musaceae
Source: RefSeq, a predicted model, not a curated record